UAAAGUCCUUGACGAUAAAAACAGGUUAAUAUAAGUAUGAAAGAGAAAGAGAGAGAGAGACAAACAGGUAAAUGCAAUUGAAAAACACUCAAUUCAUAAAGAGAGAGAGAGAGAGAGAGAGAGAGAGAUGAUAAUGUUAACCACUCAAUGAGAUUUUGUCUUCACUCUCACUUUGAGCUUUUUGUUUUCCUCUUUCUGAUACAUGGAUUAAUUAUAUAAAAUUCUUAACAAUUUAUACUAACACUUAACACCAACAUUCAUGGUGAUUGUUAAUCAUUUUCAACCAUUGAUUCAACUUUAAUGCCAAGAAAUCAAUGCUUAGGCCUCAACUGAUUUCUACUUUUUGGUAAAAUUAAAUCACUACAAAUGAAAUCCAGUUAAUCGGUUUGUCAAUUGUUUGGACCUUGGAAUAUCUUCCCUUCUCUUGCCUCAGCGUUUUGGUCUCAAUUGUGUUGGAUUACCGUUGAUUUAAUUGAUCCAUUUUGAUUGAACUUUUCUCUUCAUUCUCUUUGUGUUGUCAAUGUGCCUCCUUUGACUCUUUUGUUAAUUGUUCCUGUCUUUUGUAUUGUCGAGAAUAUUGUAAUCAUGCAAUCAGCCAUAAGCAACGAAUUUCUUGUUAAAGAUGGUCGAUCCCAAAAGAAAUCAGCUAGUGUUCCCUCUUCACCAGAAUUAUCUUCCUCUCGUCGCCGAGGAUCUCAGGGAACUGUCUUACAGUUGAGUGAAGAUAAUGGAACCUGGAAAAUUGCCGGUGAAUCGGGUAUUAUCAAGGAACCAGUGAAAAUGUCUCGAGUCUCAAUGAUCCUCGAAUUAUCCAAAAGGCCUGAGUUCCGUCAUCGUAUUAGUGUGGCUCUAUUUUUUCUCUGUAUUAUUGUUCUAGUGAUGAGUACAACCCUUUUGGACCAAAGACGUCGACUACUCAAGGCACUUUCCAUCAAAAUUUUCCUCCACGAAGACCAAAGAGUUUUUACUCUUCUCGAUUCAACUGGUUCUCCUUUCAUCAAAGUUAAUUACGGUGUCAAUUUACCUUUCGACAUUAAACCUUAUAGUUGUUACAUUCAACAUUUAAACGAUCAACAGCCGACAAUUUGUCGUGAUUGGGAGUAUCGAGCACAUCUUACAAUUGACCAUCAACCAAAAGAAUCGGAUAUUAAUUGUUACAGAGUUUCAUGGGAGAGCUAUUCCCAUACAGCCGCACCGUUAAAAGAUUGUAUCAAUUUAGGUGAUGGCUCCUGGUUCGGUAUGGGUGAAACCUUUUCAACCCCAUGGCCACUUAAUGGUUGGACUCAUAAUGCCACCGCUUUCGUUACUAAUCACAGUAAAGGUAAAUUUUCACCUUUAGGUCAAGUGAUUAAACGUUAUUGGUUCUCAUCGAAAGGAAUCAGUGUCAGUGUCCCGUUACAUAUUCCCUUGUUUUUUAGCUUCAAUUCAACCUCGACCAACGGUUUACCCGAUCGACAACUUUGUUUGGAAGCUCGUACCAAUACAUAUCCUUACGAUUAUACCAAAGGUUUCCGUCCAAAUUUAGAGUACACCAUUUGUACAGGAUCUAAUGUUAAUGAUCUUCAUACUCAUGUAUCCCGUACAUGGUUGGCCAAAACUCGUAAUCAAACUGCUCUAGUUGCUGGUGAUCAACAACAAGUAUCGAUAAUACCACAAUCAAUUUUCCUGGAAAAACCAAUUUGGAAUAUUGAUAAAAAAGUUAUGACUAUUUUAAAUCAUGAGAAGAUGGAAAACUAUUCAACUAAAAUCGUCGACUUUGGUAUCGAACCAGGAUUCCUAUUGAUUGAUAUGAAAUGGGAAAAGUUCAUUGGAGAUUUAAGAAUCGAUUCAACUCAAUUUCCUGAACCAUCCAAAGAGUUUACUAUCUUGAAGAGGAGAGGAUUUAAAAUACUGUUAUCUGUUUCACCAUUUAUUGAAUUAUCAUCACCACUGUUCACUGAGGCUUUUACCGAGAAUCGGGUUUUCACCCAUCAGCACUUGAAAACUCCGUUGAUCACCCGAUGUGACCCCGAAUCGACUCGACUUUGCGCUGUUAUCAAUCUAAUCAAUUCAACGACUCGAGGAUGGUUCGAAAAUAGAUUAACCAAUCUAACCGAUUACUCUAUUCAUGGAUUGUUGUUUAAAGGAAUUCAAGUAUCUCGAAUGCCUCAUUUUUACAUUCCCGACAGUUCGAGGUCUAUUAAUCCCGAUAUGUACCAAAUUUAUUAUAAAAGUGUUGCCAGAAGUAGUUACAAUCUAUUCGGAAUGGAUAGUUCAGCUGGAACCAAAGGAAUACCUGGUUUCAUCAGGAUAGCACCUCUCGAGUCUUCAUGGCGAUCACUACGAACGAUUAUUCCAACUGUACUAUCCAUCGGCCUUGUUGGAUUUCCGAUAAUUAACCCUGGUUCAGUGGGUGGUGACAUACCCAUUUUGAAUACAAAUGAAACCACCGAUGAAUUAUACAUAAGGUGGUUCGAAUUGGCAACUUUCUUACCAGUUCUUCAACUGUCCAAUGCUCCUCGCGGAGAUAUCACCAUUCUUAAAUUGGUGAAAAAGUUUAUCAAUAUUCGAGAGCAUCAAUUAUUACCUGUGAUGAAAAACUGUAUGGAAGAUCAUCUAACUAAAGGAUGGCCCAUAGUUAGACCCAUUUGGUGGUUAGAUUCACAAUCUCCCGAGACUUAUACAAUUAACGAUCAAUUUUCAAUUGGAAAUGAUAUUCUGGUCGCUCCGAUUCUUGAUAUGGGAAAAACAACCAGGGAUAUUUAUCUUCCCUCGGGUUGGUGGAAAGAUGAAAUUCUGGGACAAACAAUUCGAGGCGGUAAAUGGAUGAGAAAUUAUUCAGUCGAAUUAUACAAGAUCGCCUAUUUCACGAGAAUGGAACAAGCGUGAAAUUAACUGAUUGCCAAAAAUUGUUCGAUCAACAAUCAAACUAAUUCUAUUCGAUUGUGAUUUUUUUUUCUGAUUCACUUAUUUUCACAAUCAAUUUCAUACUUUAUGAAAUUGUACUUACACAAGCAUUUUAAUUACUUGAUAUACCCAACGAUGACUUUCAUAAUUCAAAUGGAAAACUUUAAUUUAUCAAAAUUAAUUUUUAAUUGUAAUCUCACUUUUUGAAUCAACUUUUGCGCCCAAGAGAGUUGUUGUUUUUUCAUGCAAUUAACACAAUCUAUUUAUUGUAAUAUAAUAAUUACUUUUGUUACAAUUAAACAGAAGGAAGAAAAUAAUCCAA
Messenger RNA from Panonychus citri (citrus red mite), 3208 nucleotides. Its product is annotated as myogenesis-regulating glycosidase-like. Bases 586 to 2868 code for a protein of 760 amino acids. NCBI's taxonomy places the organism in Eukaryota, Metazoa, Arthropoda, Arachnida, Trombidiformes, Tetranychidae. Gene Ontology annotation, biological process: carbohydrate metabolic process. The transcript has 2 exons. The record is from RefSeq and is a predicted model, not a curated record. Gene Ontology annotation, molecular function: hydrolase activity, hydrolyzing O-glycosyl compounds.